Molecule: messenger RNA, 3457 nt
Organism: Gasterosteus aculeatus aculeatus (three-spined stickleback)
Lineage: Eukaryota; Metazoa; Chordata; Actinopteri; Perciformes; Gasterosteidae
Gene: ilrun
Product: inflammation and lipid regulator with UBA-like and NBR1-like domains
Biological process (GO): macroautophagy
Cellular component (GO): phagophore assembly site
Molecular function (GO): ubiquitin binding
Source: RefSeq, a predicted model, not a curated record
GUUAUGGCUGGACAAGGCCUCGGACUAAACUGAGAGAGGUCUCCCCGCUUCCCCCUACCCCUCCCUCCCCGCAACACCCCGUCUCCGCCGCGGGACACCCGUCACCCAUGGAGGGAACGGACAUGGACGUGGACGCGGAGCUCAUGCAAAAGUUUAGCUGCAUGGGCACCACGGACAAGGACGUCCUAAUUUCGGAGUUUCAGAGGCUGCUGGGCUUUCAGCUCAACCCGGCCGGCUGCGCCUUCUUCCUGGACAUGACCAACUGGAACCUGCAAGCUGCUAUUGGUGCAUAUUAUGACUUUGAAAGUCCCAACGUCAACACGCCUUCCAUGUCCUUUGUUGAGGACGUGACGAUCGGGGAAGGAGAGUCUGUUCCUCCAGAUACGCCGUUCACAAAGACCUGGAGAAUACAAAACACAGGUGCAGAGUCAUGGCCGCCCGGGGUUUGUCUCAAAUACAUCGGCGGGGAUCAGUUUGGGCAUGUAAACACAGUCAUGGUGAAGUCACUGGACCCCCAGGAGAUAUCCGAUGUGAGCGUGCAGAUGCGAAGUCCCACGGCUCCAGGCAUGUACCAGGGCCAGUGGAGGAUGUGUACAGCCAGCGGAUUAUUCUAUGGAGAUGUAAUCUGGGUGAUUCUUAGCGUAGAGGUCGGUGGGCUCCUCGGCGUGACCCAGCAGCUGUCGUCUUUCGAGACCGAAUUCAACACUCAACCCCAACGCAACGUGCAGGAAGACUUCAACCCCUUCGCCUCGCCACAGAAGAACAAGCACGACGCCACUGACGACAGCUUCAGAGAUCCCGGCGGCGCGUGGGAACGCACACAGGAGCCAAUCCAGCAGGACGAAAACGGAUUGUCUCUGUCUCAUAAUGCUGUAAAUAGGGCGUCAAAUGGUCUCCAAACCAAUCUUUCCGUGGUGACUUAUGGUCAGGGUAUUCACGGACCCUAUCCGUUUGGACAGAGCUAGAAUGAGAAAGACCUCCGCCCCGCCUCCACCAUCGUGGGUGAUGCGCUCAACGCCCCGGGAGUCAGAGGAGAAAGAGGAGUCGGAGGGAGGGGACUGUUGUUUUCUAUUGACUCGUGACGACCUCCCCCCCCCCCCAAACCCAGAGGCUCCUUUCACAGAAAACACAGACUACAGUGAGGUGAUUGGAUCACAUCCGCUACCGCGAAACGUCCCACCUGACAUCAACACCCGGAUUCGCAUGUGUGAAUGCUUCAUUUUAAGAGUGCUCUAAAACCCUAAAGAUAGAAACACACGACCGUUUUUUAUCUCCACUGUAAAAACACGCCUGACGAAAGGGAAAAUCUACUGUAAACAAUUGCAUACAAUUAGCUAUUUCCAUGGUUUAUUAAUUGGUGUCUUCGGGGUUCCUACGCGGGUUGGGAAAACUGCUGAGAAAAGGGCCGUCACUAAACCACUGAACUUCACCGCGUUCCCUUCACGCGUGAUGAUGGUGGAGAGCGAUUCCCGUGUUUACAUUGCGUGAGCGUUCACAUGAUCCGACAACUCUAAAAUGGUUGAGUGUUUACAGAUUUUACCGCGUGUGGGUUAAACGAUAUGCCACUAUAUCCAGUACAUGCGGUUAUUUACGUUUCCAGUUGCAAUAACAAGUUGGAUGUUAACGUGAAGGCGGUUUGCAAAUUGGGAAUUUCAACAACUCCGUUAAAGGUUUAGCAUCACGCGAUGAAAAAUCCACAUAACGACCCGAAAAACAAAACAAUUGUUAUUUAACAUAUCAGACCUUUUGUGACAUGAACAUAAAAACCGAGCAAGCAGCAUUUGAAAUCAUGUCACACUAACAGUAUCCCUAUUUUGGGUCUGACAUCUGUGUGGUAAAUUAAUUAUGUUUAUUAUUAUUAUUAUUUAAUCAGUUAUCAGACACAUUGAAUAGCACAUUCAGAGGCAUUCAAAUAUGUUUGUGGUGAAUAUUCUCACACAGAAAGUCCGGCGCGUGCCUGUGUAGGAACCCUGUCACUCCCAAAGAUACAAACCAGACAACCGAGACGCUAAUCCGUUCUGUCUGCAGGUUUCUCGAUUCACAGCAUGGGAUGUGUGUGUGUGUGUGUGUGUGCGUGUGUGUGUGUGUGUGUGUGUGUGUGCGCCUGCGUGUGUGUGUUUUUUAGGGUGGGUUUUCGCUUUGAAUAGAUGCUGAAGCUCAAAGUGACGCGCGUGAGUUUGAGGUGUGAAGAAGGGUUUUAAAAAGCCAUCUAAAUCUAUUUUGCCUGGUGAGUGAGUGUGGUUUCUGAGUCGACGUCCACAGUGAGUGUUCUAGGUGUGCGUGUAUGUGCCUGUCAGCUGUGCGUGAAUGUCAUGGUUUCUUUUUGGAUUUAACUGACCUAAAUGGUGUAUACUUCUUGGGCAAAGGGCCGUGCAGCUCUGUGUGGAGCGAGCUUUACCGACUGGUGUGAUUGUGCACCGUUGGGAUGAACUGACCAUCUAAUUGCCCGGUUACUUUUAUUUAUUUGUGGUCUUCCUGUGCACUGCAGAUGCAAAAAAAAGUCCCAUUUACAGCCAGCAGGUGGUGCUAAAAAACAAAAAGUGACAAGUUUCAUUGAAUAUGAAAAUGAAUGGUUUGUUCUGUUACUGCUAUUUGCACAACUCUGUCCGCCUCAUCUGAGGGGGACAAGUGAUUUUUUUUUUAAUAGAAUUUAGGUGAACACUUUGAUUGUGACACCAGCAUUUUACUGAACGUUUUGUCGGUUUUCGCUUAUCUGUUUGGUUGUCUUAUCUACAUUUUUAUUUUAUCUCCUUUUCGUCACUCCAAUAUCCGACUCUAAAGAUGAAUAUCGGUUUAUAUUAAUCUUACGUUUAGCUUUUGCUUCCCAUGCAGUCGUCCUGCUGUCGUCACGCUCUGCCGCGUUCGUCACGUUCAGGCGCUGCGUUUCAUCCUGUAUUUUUGGGCCAAAAAUUAAAUGGGAAAUGUUGUCGAUGGAACGCCGCAUUUUAGGUUUUCAAAACUCUCCUAGUUUUUAUUAUGAAAACGGUUGAAUUUUGAAGUCCACUACUUCACCGUGUGUGUGUACCUCGACUCAUUCAUGUCACCGGCCUUCUGUGCGCUGCUCUAUUUGUUCUUCAGUCAGCUGAGAGUUCUCCUCCCAAACAGUAUACACUGUUCUCCAUUGCCUCUUCUAGUCACGUCAGUCUCUUUUUUCUUUUUCUUUCUGUGUGCGUGUGUGCUUACUUGUGGGCUUGACUGUGUGUAUUUUGGUGAGAGCGAGCGAGCGAGAGAGACAGUUGGUGAGAAAUUUGAAUAUUGCUGGAUUUAUUCUCUUGUUUUAGUUUAUGACUAUGUACAGAUUUCAGAUGGGUGGUCGUGAUGAGUGGAUGAUAUGAACGUUUACAUAGUCCUAAAAUAGCACAUUUAUCUGACGAGAAACUGUCAAAAAUAAAGCUUUUUUUUUUUCUCCUGUAUCUAUAAUUGAGCAUUUGUAUGAUUAAAUUAACACUGAAACUGA